AUGCGAGAAGCAAAUGAUGUGACAGAUCCCGCAGUUGAUCACCACGCAUCACAUCUCCAAGAGUCUUCGAGCCGCCAUGCGGCAAGCAGGCGUCGCAGUUAUCUUGCCACCACAAGGAAAUUCGUACCGGGGAGAUUCGUCGUCAAUGGUUUCGUGAAAUCGACAUUCAUGUCCCCGGUCUUCACCGAAAGGAGCCACGUAGUAGGGGAGCGAAGCCUUCGGGACAAGCCCGGAGUUUUCGGCCCAGAAAGCGAGCCUUUAAAGACCGACUCCAGGGAUGGCCCCGUUGCUUCUUCCACAGCUGCGGCUACUCAAGUUAUCCCCCAACAAGCGUCCAAUGACGCGGAGGCCUUGAAAGUAAGAGCGCCUUCACAGGCCUCCCUUUCUUCAGUGCCGGUGCAUGACGUGGUUCCCCCGUUUACACCGCUUCAUUUGGUCGUAACAUCUUCUGUAGAUAGCCGAACUGCCCUCGGAAAAAGCUCGCUGCCGCCACCGAUCCAUCAGACUAUCGCUUCCCCGGUUCCAUCCCCCGUGACAACUCUCAGUGAGACUCUGAGAGACCCCGAUAAAACAGAGAAGAUGCUUGACAAAUUCGUGCACGACCUCAAAGACGUGGUGGCGGUUCAAGCUCAGACACUCAGGGCAAGCGCAGGGGAUUUGCUCUCUCAAUCGGAAGAAGCACAACACGCCACCAGCCUUCAACAAGUCUGCACUCAACUCCAACCGCGCAAUUCCAAGCCUAAGCCGCAGAUGAAGUCAAAACUGGGCAGAUCGUUCCAUAGACUAGGGCGCGCAUUCAGUUCAGUCCGAACGCGCGUUGUGGUUGCGAAGACGAAAAUCAUGAAGUGGCUGAAAUCCCAGAAGACUGUAACUGGAAAGGGUACAAGGCAGCCGUCCAAAGCGUAUAUGUUUCUGAGGCGUAUAGCAAUACGAGCGUGGGACCGGACAAAAAACUUUGGCAAAAGGGUCAUUGCUCAAAUAGUGAGGAUGCUCCCGUUGUUUCUGUUCCUUGUCAACGCUGUUGUUCUGGGAAUGUCUAUAUCCAGCGUGGUCGUCGCCCCGAAUCCCCUGAGCGUAGUCGCCCUCAUUUUCUCGGUCAGCAACAUUUUGUCUUUCGCAUUUUCCGAAGGGACCAAAAUACGGGGAGUCGACUUGACCCGUUCCAUUGCUGUCAAGUCUGAGUCUCAGCAGACCGAGCUGUUCGGCCUCGUGUGGGCAGACUUGAAGGCUGAACAGGAGGCAGCGGAUUUGGCGCAGGUGCCUGGGGGAGAGGCUGCGCCAUCCGCCGGAGAUGGUAAAGAUCCAAGCACCAAUGAUAUCGAAGCGAUCAAAAUGUCCCAGGAAAUGGACAGAGACCACACUGCAGUGGAGGAGGCACCAGGGACUCCUGGGUCGCAGACGCUCUCAGAGGUUCGCGCAAAAAUGUAUCGAAAUUUGAGGGCAAACAGCGAAAAAGACCUUCGCCGGAAGCUGAAGCGUGGAAUCAAGCGCACUUGGAAGAAUCGGCGAUGGAAGGGGCUCAAUCGGAUUCUGCUUUCCUCGCUCCGCCUGAUACUAGAAUACGCCAAUCUAGGAGUGAAAAGUGUUCUGGCUCUCUUCGGGUCUGCGUGGUUGUGGAUACUGGAUCACGCCCUACAGAAACCAAUAAGACAACUGCGCUUGUUCAAGCUGUUCGGCAGGGUCUCCGGCUUAGGAGAGACAAUUUACUAUUUUAUGCAGUGGUGGAUGAUGAAAGCCCGGCACUAUGUAGAGUUCACAGAUACAAUUCGGGACCUUCUCGCCUUCGUCCUUGAACACAGCGCGACAGUCAGCGUGAUUGUCCAAGGUGGCUUAUCAAUGCUAGGCGGGGCAGAGGGAAUGAUUUUCUUUUGCCUGUUUUUGUGGAAGCUGACGAAACCGCUUUGGAAACUGUAUCUCACCGAUGCAGCGCUGAAGACGUCAGCCAUUCACGAAAAAGCAGUCACGGAGUUUAUGCUGUCUCAAAAGGAUUACUACAAUUUCCUCUUCGGCACACGAGCUCUCAUCGGCGAUGAAACGCAUAAACCGGCUCUCGAGUUGCAUCUGCCGCAGCAUCAGACCACAGAGCUCAUUUUUCUAAUGGCUUACCUCCAGCGUUACAAGUUUCCUCAAGCGGCAGACAGAGUGGGCUUGCUGGAAGGCGGUGACCCCAUGCAGCAGUACCUCGCAUACGAACGUGUGACACGCCUGAAGGAGCUUGUGUCCCAGAUACCACCAGACUCUCGGGAUCAGUUCCUGGGUCUGUUCUCGGAUCUCAAACGAUGGGACAUGACCACGACUUCUAACUCGCUGCACGCCCUCGUUGUCAACCAUAUCCAGCACUGUGCAAUUUUCUAUGGAAGAAAAGAACUGGCAGUCUUGAUAAGGAACAGUAUUGUGGCGUCUCAGAUACGAUACCGCAAUGCAGACUCGCCUGACCAUUGGAUUCGCUUCAGUGCUGGCGAAAGGGAAUCUCUUGCAAAAGCUGCCUCAUUCAUUGUGUCUCACGACCCAAGGGUUGUGGCGAAUCCAGCCCUCCUCCAACGCCGAAUCCAAGCCUACCUUACACCUUCCAAAAAAGCAAGGAUUAACCACGCACAACUCACGUGGCUUGCGAAUACCAUUAUAACCUGCGCGUACAAAGUCAUUGAAAAGGAACUACUUUUCACCUUGGACGGCGAGCACGAGUAUGCCUUGGACAGAACUACCAUUCGGGUCAACAACCUCCCAUUUGUCCUCUUCGGUGACUCAAGGAAUUUGAGUGCGCUCCUGCAGAAACACUUCACCUUCUUUCCCGUCGGUAUGUCAGACCUCCAUUCUUCCCCGCUCGGCAGGCACCGGCGCCGAGCACUCUCUGCGGACGGAGGAAUACUGAAAGAGUUUGGAAUGAUGACCUUGAGACGGCUCGCGGGGAGGGCAGGACGGGCUCGACACGCCACCAACGUGCGGAUCAAUUGCCCGACUCAGACGCCGGAUGUGGAAAUCAACGCCGCACUGAGUUACGCAAAGUUGAGAUUUCCGACAUCUGAGGCCGGUCAAGAUUCGCCGGCCGCAUCGUCAGAACCGGUUUCUGAGCACAGCCUAAGAGAAGUUCCUUCAAAGGAGAGUUCCCCGGAUGCACUGCGCCAGAUGUGCGCGGAAUCUGCAACACGCCUGUUCCUGAACCAGCAGACAACAGCGGGCUUCAGACAAAUGGUUCGCAAAGAAAUAUUCGGCGUGCCUGAAUCAGUGUGCGCUCCAAUCAACUCUCCCGGAUUCGUCGCUCUAAGCCGACUCGUUGACGAGUUUGUCAAUGGAGGCGUGACGGAGGAGCAGUUUCCCAAAGCUCUCCAAGCAGGCGUCGACCUCCUCAUCAACGAGCAUCCCUCGCUGCUCGCUGCGUCCGCGGUCCUGCAUCGUGAGAGUGUCCAAAAAGAAAGCGUCAGUCCAGAAGGCGCAGAAGCAGCGGCGCGCUCGAACGUGCUGCCGAGUCAGCGGGAACGAGGGACAGCUGGUUCGCACACUGACUCUGCUGGCUCGUCGCGGAGAGGUGCGGACAGAUUCGCGGGCCCUGCAAGGUCCAGAAGCGCAUCACUACUUGAGUCAGCUGGUUCACUCAGCUCAGAUCAGGGGGGCGUAGGCAGGGAAGAGGGGGACAAGGGGGAGGGCUUAUCGAUCACAAGGAGGGAUUCCACCGACUCGCGGAUAGACGCUCGAGCACCAGCUGAAACAUCGACUGAUUUCGAAGACGAUGUGCUCCGAGAGGUCGACCUUGAGCAUCUUCUGGAGCUGAAACAGCAUGUGGCGAGCAUUGCCCAACUGAACAGCUUCACUCGGACAGUGAGAGCGCAAGCUUUUGAAAACCUCCUGUUUCAGUACGUUCAAGAGCUCCUGCCUUUUUAUUUACGGAACGUCGCCGUUCGCAGCCGGUCAUCCCGCCACUUUACCGCCAUUUUGGCGAUCGCCCGCGUCGCGUUUCGCUACGAACCUCUGCGGCUGGUUGAGCAUAUACGCGACCGGGUGCUGAGCGUCCACAUACGGGAAUACAUGGCCGAUGAAGCAGAGCUGGAAGAGACUGCGCAAAAGCUCAAGAGCACUCCGAACCAGCCAGACGGUGACCUCCCGUCGGGUGCAGCGGAUCCCGCUGAGAGACGAGACGCCCGGGAGUUUAUUCUGGCUCUCGUUGUCCAGGUUUUUUCGGAGAAUCUUGCAGACAUUAUGCAUGGCACAUCUGAGGACGGCCAACCGGGAAGGACAUCCAUGAUGUCGGCGGCGCGGCCGGUGUGGGCUGCGUUGGUGCAUUCCGAUGCGGUGGGAAUUGACAAGUUCCUUCACGAGAGCGAACUAUCGCGCAAACCAGAUGCCUUCAUGAGCGGAAGAUCGUUUGGGCAAAUUGAAGGUAUAGUGAGGGCUGAGCUCCUCCGCGCGCACGGCGCCGUACUCAGAGCAAUAACCAAAAUAAAACGAACUCGAGGCCGAAGAACCGAAGGGCCACGGAAAUUGCCCGACGUCAUGACUGCGCAUUUGAGGCGGAGAUUUGGCGCCCAGCGAGGCAAAAAUGAGACGAGUGGGGUCGUCACUCGCAACAUAACCGAGAAGAUCGAAGAAAAGAUUGAAGAAUUCAUUGCGCUGAGGGUUGCCCCGAACCAGGGUGAGGCCUCACAAAUGGGACAGAAGACGUUACAACGGGGCGUACAUGCGCAACAGAGCAAAUCGGGCAGUCGCAUGUUUUCCUUCGAGGAGACCAUUGAAUUCCUCGAAGAGGCGGUGAAAAUUGUGCGCAAAGCAUCGCAAGCCAAUACCGCCAAAAUUGUCAGAGCACUCCGGUGGGCGUACUGGAAGGAAGGUGAGCGAUACGGGAGUCGUGAUGAGGCCCGUAAAUUGGCGCUGAACCGGCACAGGGAGGGUGGGCUGACAAGGGGAAUGGGCGGUUUGACGGCGAGCACGUUGGAGUGUCAUCUAAUGCUUCACAAAGCACAACAACUUCAGCUGCUUGGACCGGUCUCUAGCGAGAACCCAUCAGCUAGUGGCCGACUUGACCGCGGCGUUCGCUGCCAUCCUCGCUUCAAAAAUUCCGGUGUUCACAAAAUUUUGGGCACGCGUGCGCUCAAAGGCAGGCCUUGUUCCCAGACGGGAAAAGCUUCGAGCACAGAAGCUCGCGGAGGACAUAGCCAGCCGCCUCGAGACUUGGUAUCAGGUGGGACUCGACGGCUCAUUCGCGACUAUCGACCUUCGAUACAGCUACAAGGAAGUCAAGUCGCGCCGACGACGGUCGCACUCGCAGUUGCCGUCUCACCCAGCUAA
Besnoitia besnoiti is the source of this 5280-nucleotide messenger RNA. RefSeq lists its product as uncharacterized. NCBI's taxonomy places the organism in Eukaryota, Apicomplexa, Conoidasida, Eucoccidiorida, Sarcocystidae. The coding region runs from base 1 to 5280 and encodes 1759 amino acids. The transcript is spliced from 16 exons. The record is from RefSeq and is a predicted model, not a curated record.